UCGCCCUGUGAAGCGUGGAAACCCUAGAUCGCCCUGUGAAGCGUGGAAACCCUAGCUCUGUAUCUGUGUCUGUCUCUCUCGCCCUUCCUCCAUUGAACCUGCUUCACUAGUUCAAACAUGACCACCAAACUAUUUUGCUCCAUGUGCCUGCGGCGCAGUCUGUUUCUCAAAACGCCAAGCCAUUUUCGCUUUGAUUUCUCAAAUCUUGCAGAGAAUAAUGUUAGCAACAGCAAUGCCCCUUCAGAAAAUCUCUUCGCGCACUUCGUUACCACCAGAUUCAACAUAUCUUCAGCCGUCGCCGCAAAAAUGUUGAAAAAGGAGCCCACAUUGGGGCGGCUCAAAACCCUGGAUAAGGUGGAACAGCUCGCGGACAUGCUCAACAGACACGGCUGCACCGAAGUUCAAAUUGCAAACAUAAUCAGAUUGCGGCCAUCGCUAAUGAAGACAAGUGCGGAAAGAGUGCUGGAGCCCAAGAUUCAAUUGCUAAAAGAUUUGGGCGUGGAGAGGGAAAAUAUACCCAAAAUUGUAACCAUGUCCCCGAAUAUCUUGGCCUCUAAGCUGGAGACCCUCCGUUCCAAUCUUGAAUUUCUCAAGUCUGUAUUCCUGACCAACGAUUUUCUGGUCAGAGCAAUUAUGAGAAGCCCCAAUAUAAUUGUCCUGAGCGUGCAGAAUAAAUUGAAACCCUCGAUCGCCUUUUGGGAGGGUUUCGGCUUUCAUGGAGUAGAGUUCAUCAAGUUUUUGUUGUUUAAUCUUAAGAUUUUGACUUGCAGUUCUCUGUCGCCCGAGCAACGUGAUCUCAUUCGCAAGAUUGGCAUUCAAAAGGAAAGCAAAAUGUACAAAUACGUUGUGAGCAUCGUGGCCAGAAGCCGCAUCGAAGGGUUAGAGGCCAAGAUAAAGAUUCUUCAGCUUUGCGGCCUCUCGCCUGAAGAAGUCUGGGGAUUAGUUAGGGCUAACCCUGUAGUACUCACAAAGUCGGAGGAAAGUAUUAAGACAAAGAUGGACUUUAUACUCAAUCACAUGGGACUCUCUGUAGACUUUGUGACGAAGUAUCCAAACAUGAUUUCAAUGAGUUUGGACAAGGUAAUUUGGCCCAGGUUUUUGGUUUUGCAAAGUAUGACAGCAAUGAAUGGAGCGGGGGAGGUUAAACCGACGCGACUUGGUACUAUGUUGAUGUUGACCGAGGCCAAGUUUGUCGCCCGGAUCAUAGAAAGGCACCCUGAAUCCGCUGCUCUGUGGACUGUUUAUAAAAAUGCCAUUGCUGAUGUCUCAAAAAGCUCAAAGAUAAAGAGGUUUUCAGUUUCUUAGCAUUUGAUUUUUUUAAUUUGUUGAACUCGGGAGACUUGAGUACAUGGGCAUGCUAAAUGGUGGAGAUACUGGUUUUGACCCUGUUUUCCCAGAGAAGAUGUGGAAUGCACAAACUACUGCCCAUGAUUUGGGAUUGUAAUCAAGGUAUGCUUGUAAAUUGUCAGAUUUAUAUAAUGACCAUCUAAUUACUUAA
Cryptomeria japonica (Japanese cedar) is the source of this 1498-nucleotide messenger RNA. RefSeq names its product transcription termination factor MTERF9, chloroplastic. Gene Ontology annotation, biological process: regulation of DNA-templated transcription; chloroplast organization. The record is from RefSeq and is a predicted model, not a curated record. NCBI's taxonomy places the organism in Eukaryota, Viridiplantae, Streptophyta, Pinopsida, Cupressales, Cupressaceae. Gene Ontology annotation, cellular component: chloroplast. Gene Ontology annotation, molecular function: double-stranded DNA binding. The transcript has a single exon. The coding region runs from base 118 to 1305 and encodes 395 amino acids.